Messenger RNA from Leguminivora glycinivorella, 2483 nucleotides. RefSeq names its product N-acetylgalactosaminyltransferase 7 (gene Pgant7). The coding region runs from base 109 to 1878 and encodes 589 amino acids. The record is from RefSeq and is a predicted model, not a curated record. Lineage: Eukaryota; Metazoa; Arthropoda; Insecta; Lepidoptera; Tortricidae. The transcript has 6 exons. Gene Ontology annotation, cellular component: Golgi apparatus.
CGGUUCGAUUGUAUUUCGUUGAAUCGUGUUCUGUUGUCCGGUUAGAAGUAAUAUAAUUUCUUUAAAUUAACACGAAAUUGUAAUGAACUCAUUAUAAAUACUUUCAAAAUGAGGAUAACAAACUUAAGGCGCGGAAGGAUCGCGCGUAUGGGUGGUAUAUGUGCAAUUUUACUGAUGCUCAUUUACGCUCUUCACAAGUGGUCAAACGAAAACGUCGGCAAUCGAGAGGAUGUUGUAGUUUCGGACUCGCUUAAUAGUAAUUCUUACAAAUCUCAUCAUGAUGUUUAUCCGACCCUGAAAACCGAUGUGUUGGGUAACUUCGAGCCGAAGCCGCGGCGGGCGGUAGUCGGGCCUGGCGAGGAGGGCAAGCCCUACCACAUGUCGCAGGACCGCGCCAACGACGUGGCCGAGUCGGAGAGCGAGUACGGCAUGAACAUAGCCGCCUCCGAUAUGAUCGCAAUGAACAGGUCGAUCCCCGACACGCGCUUGGACGAGUGCAAAUACUGGCACUAUCCGACAGAGCUGCCCUCCACGUCGGUGAUCAUCGUGUUCCACAACGAGGGCUUCUCCGUGCUGAUGCGCACCGUGCACACCGUCAUCGACCGCUCGCCGCCCAACACCCUGCACGAGGUGGUGCUGGUGGAUGACUAUUCCGAUAAGGAUAACUUGAAGUCUAAUCUCGAUAACUACAUAAAACGAUGGAAAGGCAAAGUGCGUUUAAUUCGCAACUCGCAGAGGGAGGGACUCAUACGAACCCGCUCCAGGGGCGCCCAAGAGGCGACAGGGGAAGUUAUAGUAUUCCUUGACGCUCACUGCGAGGUCAACGUGAACUGGCUGCCGCCGCUACUCGCGCCCAUCUACCGAGACUACAAGACCAUGACCGUGCCCGUUAUAGACGGGGUCGACCACAGAACUUUCGAGUACAGGCCAGUGUACGCCCACGACACCAACUUCAGAGGCAUCUUCGAGUGGGGAAUGCUCUAUAAAGAAAACGAAGUACCCGACAGAGAAGCCAACAAACACGCGCACAAAUCCGAGCCUUACAAGAGCCCUACGCACGCGGGCGGUCUUUUUGCUAUAAACAGGAACUAUUUCCUGGAGAUCGGAGCGUACGACCCCGGUUUACUAGUUUGGGGAGGCGAGAAUUUCGAGCUCAGCUUUAAAAUUUGGCAGUGCGGUGGGAGCAUCGAGUGGGUGCCAUGUUCGAGAGUAGGCCACGUUUAUAGAGCAUUCAUGCCCUACUCAUUUGGCAAUCUGGCGAAGAAUCGCAAGGGUUCCCUGAUAACUAUAAAUUACAAGAGAGUGAUCGAAACGUGGUUCGACGAGGAGCACAAGGAAUACUUCUACACCAGAGAGCCAAUGGCGAGGUUCUUGGACAUGGGGGAUAUAAGCGAGCAGGUGGCCUUGAAGGAGAAGCUGAAGUGCAAGGACUUCAGUUGGUUCAUGGACAACGUGGCGUACGACGUGUACGACAAGUUCCCGAAGCUGCCGAAGAACGUGCGCUGGGGCAUGGUGCGCAACAAGGCCGGCAACGUCUGCCUGGACACCAUGGGCAAGGCGGCGCCCGCUUAUAUUGGCACGUCAACAUGUCACGGCGCCGGCAACAACCAGCUGUUCCGGCUGAACGCGGCUGGCCAGCUCGGCGUCGGCGAGCGCUGCGUUGAGGCCGACGCCGACAGCGUCAAGCAGGCCAUCUGCCGGCUCGGCACUGUCGAUGGACCCUGGAGGUACGACGAAGAAAAUCACCAGAUAAUCCACCGGCUGCACAAUUACUGCCUAACGCUGCAGCCGCCCUCGCGCACGCUGGCGCUGGCGCCCUGCGACCCGCGCAACACCUACCAGCAGUGGAGCAUCACGCACAAGCAGCCUUCCUGGUGAUCCCCACACUAACCUAAGUGUUCGAGGCGGGACUCACUGGCCGCCCUGGCCGAGCUAUACUGACGCAACGUGACAGUGUCUUCCCCUUGAUCGCCCUUCGUCAACUGAGGCUCGCGGAUAAUAUCAACCUCAAUAUCAACCUUCGGGCAUUCCGCAAGGCUCACGAUACCGCGCCGCGACCGAUUAGCUGAAGCAAAAAAAAAUUUAAUGGCUAAAGUAAAAUGUGCCGCUAAAUAUUUUACAUACUUUUGUAUUCAUGAAAACGUUUGAUGCAGUCGUCCUCAUCAUUCACAUCAACUUUAAAUAAUUUAAUGAAACGUCUUACCGUACCGUCCGCCACAGUUGCACUUCGGUUAAUAUAAAGCCCUCGGACCCCGAAAAACUAGGGCCACCUUAAAACAAUGUCUGCCAAUAUUAAGCGCAAAUAAAUAUUUUUAUUUUUAGGCAAAAAAACUGAAUACACUGGGGUCAGGAAUAAAAGGUUUCAGUAAUAAAUUGUAGUGUUUCGUGAAACUUUUCGAGGAUUUUUGACUAGUAACACAAACAGCUACCUACUUUAAAACCUCGUCGACUGUGUAAAUGAAUAAAAUAGUAAAUACAGUGUG